Molecule: messenger RNA, 639 nt
Organism: Gamsiella multidivaricata
Lineage: Eukaryota; Fungi; Mortierellomycota; Mortierellomycetes; Mortierellales; Mortierellaceae
Exons: 1
Coding region: 262-582 (106 amino acids)
Source: RefSeq, a predicted model, not a curated record
CAAAUUCUCGCUGCUUUCCUACAUAUAAACAGAUACUGCAUGACAACAACGUCGACAAAAAACCUUUUCCGCGAACAUGAGUGUGUCUAUAUUCCCACGCAUAACUAUGGGAAAGAUCAUGGAUGAAACGUGCGCCAGGAUUCCUCUUUUACGCCAUCAACUGAUUGUGAGUGAUCGGAACAACACAGACAUAUAUGUUUUCUAUCUGUCCCUGGCGACGCCUUGGACAUUUCGCUCUUGAAAACCAGCAAUGUUAUCUUUAUGCGUUAUGUCCAGCAGCCUCUCUUCCUGGACACGUCUGAGGGCCUCUGCAUCGGGGAUACAGCCUUUUUCUAUGGAGUGCCACACUCUCUAUCCACCAUUUUCGACACACAUUGCGCUAUUAUCCCACACGUCCGCAAGAAGUGUGACAAUCAAGCUUCUCUACGUUGUGCUACGUGCAAACAGACUUUCCACUGCUCGCGGGAAUGCCAGAUUAACAACUGGCCGGACCAUAGAUUUAUGUGUCGCAUAUUGAUCCUGGUUGGCCCUGUCACAACUCUGGACCACACUCGAUUUACAGAUUAUGUGCCCUUCAACUAAGUAGCUUCAGUAAAGAAGUUUGUUCUGAAAUAAAAGACCUUAUGAAAAAGUGAGGGA